Messenger RNA from Cololabis saira (Pacific saury), 1221 nucleotides. RefSeq names its product H/ACA ribonucleoprotein complex subunit 1-like. Gene Ontology annotation, molecular function: box H/ACA snoRNA binding. Gene Ontology annotation, cellular component: box H/ACA snoRNP complex. Bases 4 to 624 code for a protein of 206 amino acids. Gene Ontology annotation, biological process: snoRNA guided rRNA pseudouridine synthesis; ribosome biogenesis. NCBI's taxonomy places the organism in Eukaryota, Metazoa, Chordata, Actinopteri, Beloniformes, Belonidae. The record is from RefSeq and is a predicted model, not a curated record. The transcript has 6 exons.
ACAAUGUCUUUCAGAGGAGGAGGUGGACGAGGAGGAGGAGGAGGACGGGGGUUUGGGAGAGGUGGAGGUUUUAACCGGGGUGGAGGAGGCAGAGGUGGAGGAUUCGGCCGAGGAGGAGGCAGAGGCGGAUUCAACAGGCAGCAGGACUACGGUCCUCCGGAGUAUGUCGUUGCGGUGGGAGAGUUUGUGCAUCCAUGUGAAGAUGACCUCGUCUGUAAGUGUACAACAGAGGAAAACAAAGUUCCCUACUUCAACGCCCCGGUGUACUUGGAAAACAAGGAGCAGAUCGGGAAAGUGGAUGAAAUAUUCGGCCAACUACGGGACUUCUAUUUUUCAGUGAAGCUCUCUGAUAAUAUGAAGGCGUCUUCCUUUAAGAAACUACAGAAGUUUUAUAUCGAUCCAAUGAAGCUCCUCCCACUGCAAAGGUUCCUUCCUCGGCCGCCGGGGGAGAAGGGACCGCCGAGAGGAGGCAGAGGAGGGAGAGGAGGUGGCCGUGGAGGCGGUUUUCGGGGCGGCAGAGGAGGACGGGGUGGAGGAUUUGGAGGUGGACGAGGCGGAGGAGGAGGCUUCAGAGGAAGAGGCGGUGGUGGCGGUUUUGGACGGGGAUUCAGAGGUGGGAGAUGAUCAUCUCUGCUGGCCUGGCGUGAGCUUCUCGUCUCCACCUAAACUAAAAGGGCUGGACCCAGGCAGGUUCAGGCCCGAGGGACUCAUGCAGACAUUGACUCUACUUAAGGAGUUUAAGUUAAUUUUUAUUCCAACCAGCUUUGGAUGAAAGAUGGAUCCUAAUGAAUUUGAAUUAAAAGUAGGCUUUUAUGUGCUGUAGUGGGGACCUUUUCCUGCCUGUUUUUUGGAUUCAUUUUAAGACUGGUACAUUUUGAAUAUCCAACGGAUGUUGAAGAUUUUAGUAAAGACAUUUGCAGACAUUUGCUCCCCUCGGAAGAGCUGGAGGAAGUGUCUGGGGAGAAGGAAGUCUGGGCAUCCCUGUUGAGACUGCUGCCCCUGCGUCGCGGUUCCGGAUAAGCGGCGGAAAAUGGAUGGAUGGAUGGAUGGAUGGCAUUUGCAGAACUUCCAGUGACUUCCUUCCUUGUUGGAAGUCAGAUUUCUUUCAGUUUUAACUGAAGACAUUGUAAUCCUCAAUUUGUAGUUCAUUUAGUAAAUCAUCGAAUAGUACUUUGUAAAUGCGUGUUGUUUUUUCUAUGUUUUGAUACUUUAAAGAAUACA